This is a messenger RNA of Liolophura sinensis, 2501 nucleotides long. Its product is annotated as synaptotagmin-5-like. The record is from RefSeq and is a predicted model, not a curated record. The coding region runs from base 1005 to 2366 and encodes 453 amino acids. Lineage: Eukaryota; Metazoa; Mollusca; Polyplacophora; Chitonida; Chitonidae. The transcript is spliced from 6 exons.
UGCACCGCGUACAUGUAUGCCUCUGUAUAUGUGUGUAUAUAGUCGAUAUAAACCUAUAAACCGUCAUCCAGGCCAUUCUUCAAUAGUUCUUUAGGUCAGAAGUAUGCUGGUAUAGACCUAUAGAGAAAAUCAUAAAUGUGUGUGUUGCUGUACAGCAUACGGGCUGUAUAUUGUGGAAGGUACAUACCCAGCUGGAAUGAUAUGUCGUCUAUAUAUGUGUUUUACAUGGACUACAUGUAUGUCAUUUGAUCCCGGCAAAUGUCAGAGUGGAUUGUAUGCUGGAAUGAGUCUGUGAGACCUACAUAUGUACAGGUUCGUGUAAAAAGUUUAUCAGUCUAUGUAUGGCAGUGUACAGGUCGUCCAUAAAAUUACUUAGACAGAAAGUUCUAUAUUUGUUGUGCGUUUGAACGACGCUCUCACAAAAUCUUCACGGAUGGUAGAUCAGUGAAACAGACCGUGGAUAUAUGUCUCCUGUUUAGUUCUAUUUCAUCUGGAAGUCGUCUAAACCGAGCUGCUUGACGCUGGGUGAGAUUCUGAUGGAUGCGUACCACGGGGCAUACAAACUCAGAAAUAACUCGACCUUUGGAAAUAGGCCAUUUUAGGUCUAUUUCUGUGAGUUGCAAGAUCGUCGCGCUGUUCAGAUGUGUGUUUAGGUGACCGGCCAUGCACAUAUGCAGACCUUUACAGUCAGGAGUUUUGUACAUUGCAUUAACCAACUCUGAAGGAAAUUGUGGUCAAAUUCCACGGACGAUUGUACACAGAGGCGGGGAUUUAUGGUUUGUGAGCUAAAGCUUUCAAUCUCAGAUGGGUCUACCGUGACUUUUAAGCUCACACGACCGAGGAAACAAACGAUACAGUACACGGAUCUCAUCAAAUUCCUGUGAAAAUGCGUGAAGCGUUCGAUAGAAAUAGUGUUACAUGGUUCAGGGCUUAUCUGUAGGCGGUGGCUAGAGGUGGAUAUUAUAGAGUUCAGAUGAACAUGACCCUUGUAUAGAAUAUAGAGGAUGGCAUUGGAGAAGCAAGUAUGGGAGGGUAGACAGACUACAACGCCGGAGACGUACGUCUUAGUGGAGCUGGACGUAUUCGAUAGGCUCGCCAUACUUGCUGCUUGUGCGGCAAUUUUGCUGAUCACUGUUAUCAUUGUCGUCUGUAAACUCUCACCCAGUUGUUGGCUGCAUGAUCACUGUCCAAUCAGAGCCAAGUACAACGACAUAGAAUCUCCAGAGGAAAGAUGGAGAAAAGAGGAAUUGAAGUUAAUGCCUGUCCUGUCUUACGGUUCAACAAGCUCAGAGGCCAUGUCAAAGGUCAAAUCGCCUCAGACACACAAACUCAAGCCAAUCAGAGAAUCAUCUGGUCCAGACACCAGUAGCGAAGAUUUUAUUGAGUUACCACGAGAACGGUUUGAUUACAAGACUGAUGGUGGCGAAAAUAGUUCCCCAGGUUCUUCCUCUUCUUCACGGCCUGGAUCUCCUGAAGGGACUACUUUAUCAUCCAGAUUUCGCGGGGGUUGCAUUGACUUUUCACUUAAGUAUGACAGCGAGGGGGGAACAUUGUACAUCAAGGUUGCUGGUGUAAAAGAUUUGAUCGAAGAGCAUGGGAUAGCCGAUCAGUACGUGAAAGUAAAACUGUACAGAAAAGCCAAGUCCCGAAGUUUACGGGAAAAGCUUACCCGGGAGGAGGCAAAAAGUGAACUGCAAUUCGAGAAAAGGACACGAAUUCAGAAGGACUCCACGGAUCCGGUUUUUAAUGAGACUUUUUCAUUGGACAUUCCAGAGGAAGAUUUGAAACUUUACAAACUGAAACUUCAGUUGUUCGAUUUUGAUAAAUACUCUAGACACGUGGCAACAGGGGAGACAACUUUAACCCUCAGCAGUCUGAAUCUGGCAGAAAUCGGUGAAGUCUCUUUAAACCAGGAACUCCAGUUUCCUACAAAGGAAAACCUGGGAGAGAUUUAUUUGUGCCUGAGUUACUUACCUACAGCCGAGAAACUAACGGUCAUGGUCACGAAAGCCAAGGAUCUGCGCAAGAUGGACAAGGAACAGGAGUCAACAGAUUCUGUUGUCAAGGUGGCGCUUAUGUAUGAAGGGAGACAACUGCGGAAAGUAAAGACCAACGUUCACAGAAACGAGCUGAAUCCAACAUAUCACGAGGUUUUUGUGUUUGACGUCCCCAAACAUCAGCUGGACAAGGUCUACAUUAUGAUUGCUGUAAUGCAUAUCUCCAGCGAAAAAGUCGAACCUGUUAAAAACAUGCUGAUUGGUCGAGUUUAUUUAGGUCAACAUUUCGAGGGCACGGAACUUGCUCAUUGGAUGGAGAUGAUUCAACGUCCACGUAAACAAAUAGCUUGCUGGCACAAGCUGCACUGAUGAAUACUAGGCGUCAGAAUUCACUGAUGAAUACCAGGCGUCAGAAUUCACUGAUGAAUACCAGGCGUCAGAAUUCACUGAUGAAUACUAGGCGUCAGAAUUCACUAAUGAAUACUAGACGUCAGAAUUCACUGA